Molecule: messenger RNA, 1450 nt
Organism: Desarmillaria tabescens
Lineage: Eukaryota; Fungi; Basidiomycota; Agaricomycetes; Agaricales; Physalacriaceae
Exons: 5
Coding region: 217-1350 (377 amino acids)
Molecular function (GO): FMN binding; NADPH dehydrogenase activity
Source: RefSeq, a predicted model, not a curated record
UCCACGGCCCGAUGUUCAAUCCACUCUUUGUCAACAUCGUGAAGUUCACCUUAACCGCCCCGCAAAGUCGCAAUUCCAGAUAUUACCAAGUUCUAGCAAGGGAUCCGACUUACCAAUGGUAUUACUAACGUCGUCUGAUAAAUCUACGGGAAUUUCCAAGGAAACCGUGUAAAUAGUUGCGUAGCACGGCUAUAAAACACGAAUUAAGUUCCCAAGAUGACUCUUGGAUCUUCCAAGCUGUUCCGGCCAAUCAAGGUCGGAGCCCUUACCCUCAAUCAUAGGAUUGUGCUGGCCCCUAUGGCGCGGUUCAAAGCGACGGAGACAGGUCAUGUUCCGAUCCUUCCAAUAGUCAAGGAAUUUUAUACUCAGAGAGCCUGUGAUCCUGGGACUCUUCUUAUCACGGAGGCAACUAUCAUUGCCCGAAAGGCUGGGGUAUACAAGCAUUGUCCUGGGAUCUGGGCUGAAGAGCAGCUGCAAGCAUGGAAAGAGAUAACCGACUCUGUUCACGCUAAAGGGAGCUACAUUUACUGUCAAAUUUGGGCUCUCGGUCGUACCGCAGACUAUAAUGCGUUGUGGGAGGAGGACCCGUCUCUUCCUUACGUUGCACCUUCAGCUAUCCCGCUUUCCGGCAAGGACAAAGUUCCCCGCCCCAUAACUCUCGAAGAGAUCCACGAGUACAUUCAGUUAUAUGCUCAAGCAGCUGCUGAUGCGGUCAAUAAAGCCGGGUUUGAUGGUGUAGAAAUCCAUGGUGCCCACGGAUAUCUUGUGGAUCAGUUUCUGCAAGAUGUAGCUAACAAGCGGACGGACGGUUACGGUGGGAGCAUAGAGAAUAGAGCACGAUUUGGUCUCGAAGUGAUUAACGCUGUCGUAAAGGCAGUCGGAGCGGAGAAGACGGCCAUCCGAUUGAGUCCAUGGGGUAUUACAGUGUCGGAGGUUCGGAUGAAGGACCCGAUUCCUACUUUCUCCUACUUUGUUUCGCAAAUCAAGGAGAAACACCCCGAUCUGUCCUACAUCCACGUCGUAGAACCUCGAAUUGAUGGUGGUGAAACGCGAAAUCCGGAAGAUUUUUCUUCGAAUUCAUCUAACGACUUCCUCCGGGAAAUCUGGGCGCCAAGGCCGUACAUUGCUGCAGGAGCAUUCACGAGGGAGACAGCAAUUGAGGCUGCAGACGAAAAGGGGGACAUCAUUGCCUUCGGACGGCAUUUUAUUUCCAAUCCUGAUCUUACGAAGCGGUUGAAGAAUAAUGUACCCUUGACGCCAUACAAUAGGUCUACGUUUUAUUUGUCUGGGAAUGUUGCCGAAGGUUACCUUGACUACCCCUUCGCGUCUAAUGUUAGCAACUGGGCCUAAUGUCCUUGUAUGAGUUUUCUAUAUCAUUUAACGGAAGUGAUUCUCUUGCUACAGUGUACUUGAACUGUCUUACUCUCGUUGGGCUCGGGUAGAACCUGUG